AUGGCUAAAUGUACAUCUCUGUAUUUGGGAUUUUUGGCUUGGUUGUACUUAGAAAAGGAGUCUCCUGUCAAGAGUUUUGUCCUCACUUUGAAUUCCGACUACAGUACUCUGAUUUCUCCUUGCAGUGAACUUCUUGAGUUUAUUACAAGUGGCCCUGUUGUUGCCUUGGAGAUCUUGGGAGAUGAAGCAAUAUCUAGAUGGAAAAAUUUAUUAGGACCUGCAAACUCUAUGGUGGCCCGGACUGAAGCGCCAAACAGCAUUAGGGCACUUUUUGGAACUGAUGGUAUAAGAAAUGUAGCUCAUGGUCCUGAUUCCUUUACUUCUGCUGCUAAAGAGCUGGAGUUGUUUUUUCCUUCCAAUGGAGGCCGUGGACCAGCAAGUACUGUAAAAUAUACACACUGUACCUGUUGCAUUAUUAAGCCUCAUGCAAUUAAAGAAGGCAGGAAACAGACUUGGAAGGAAUCACCACCAAAGGAAGCAACCACCAUCAUCCCUCAAUAAUUUUCCUUCCUCUGCUCCAGG
Sceloporus undulatus (fence lizard) is the source of this 522-nucleotide messenger RNA. RefSeq names its product nucleoside diphosphate kinase 7-like. NCBI's taxonomy places the organism in Eukaryota, Metazoa, Chordata, Lepidosauria, Squamata, Phrynosomatidae. Gene Ontology annotation, biological process: UTP biosynthetic process; CTP biosynthetic process; GTP biosynthetic process. The transcript is spliced from 3 exons. Gene Ontology annotation, molecular function: nucleoside diphosphate kinase activity. Bases 1 to 501 code for a protein of 166 amino acids. The record is from RefSeq and is a predicted model, not a curated record.